AUGCAGUUCAAGAACUCCCUCCUUCUCCUGACCGCCCUCACUGCCGGCAGCGCUGUCGCUCGCGCCCACGGCCAUGAGCGCCGUCACCAGCACCAGGCUCGUGCUGUCGGCGACGUCGUCACCGCCGUGAUCGAUGGCAAGGUCGCUACCUGGGUCAACACCUACGGUGGCCCAACCCAAGCUCCUGCCGCCCCUGCUGCUACUGCUGCGCCCGCUGUCCAGAACGACGUGGUUGCUGAUGCCUCGGUCACUCCUCUCCCCACCAGCACUGCCGUUACCACCACUACCACCAGCGCUACCACCACCAGCACUGCUUUCCCUACCGGCUUCGGUGGCCAGACCCAGCCUACCGGUACCGGCGACACCUUCUGCGGUAACCAAGGUAUCCCAUACGGCUCCAACAUUAUCCAGAUCACCGAGGACGAUGUCUCUACUUACGACUACACCAUCACCCUGGACGGCAGCGCCGUGACUGAGGACUACCAGGUCGUCUUCUGGAACAAGUGCGACUCCAACGACCAGCUCACUGGCUGGUACGCCACUACUUUCCCCUUGACCGUCACCGUUUCCGCCGGCAGCACCUCCUACAUCGCCGUCGACACCAACUCUCAGGGUGGUUUCGUUGCUCUCCCCGCCUCCCAGGACAUUCCUCGCAACUCGCUCGGUAGCAUCCUUGGCUUCUGGGGUGAAUUCGACUUUGCCGACAGCAACAACGCCAACUGGUCUGGUUUCGAUGUCUCUGCCAUCCAGGCCCAGAACGCCGGUCAGACCGACUUCCCCGGCCUGAAGAUGGAGGCCAACGGCGUUGUCUCUUCCAUCACUACCAACCUCGGUGCCGUUGACAACGCCUACACUGCCGACGAGGCUGCCAUUGGCGGUAUUGGCGGCAACCUCCCCUCCGGCCCCGUUGCCCUGACUGCCACUCUCGGCUUCAGCGGUUAA
Talaromyces rugulosus is the source of this 942-nucleotide messenger RNA. RefSeq lists its product as uncharacterized. The transcript has a single exon. The record is from RefSeq and is a predicted model, not a curated record. Gene Ontology annotation, molecular function: IgE binding. Lineage: Eukaryota; Fungi; Ascomycota; Eurotiomycetes; Eurotiales; Trichocomaceae. Gene Ontology annotation, cellular component: extracellular region. Bases 1 to 942 code for a protein of 313 amino acids.